Molecule: messenger RNA, 1785 nt
Organism: Suillus paluster
Lineage: Eukaryota; Fungi; Basidiomycota; Agaricomycetes; Boletales; Suillaceae
Exons: 7
Coding region: 1-1785 (594 amino acids)
Source: RefSeq, a predicted model, not a curated record
AUGGUUCAUCGUGGUCCAAAGUCGUGGGCUACUGUGGAAGAGGAAGCGUUCCUCAAAGCUCUAUUGCCUGAGUAUAGAAAAUGUCGGUAUCAGAAAGCAUACGCCAAUUUUUGGAUCAAUACCUUGCGUGCAUUUUUCAACAAGUGGCCCGAGUGCAUGCGUCUACACUGCGACCCUAACUCGGGUAUCCCUGCAGAAGAAGACCUUACUCCUCAUCAAAGAGAGAUUGUUGGUCAGGCUAUCACAAAGCAUAAGCAGGUCAUCAAGCGUUGGUUUAGCUGGCAGGUGAAUAUGGCACGUCUUGCGCGUUCAUGUAACUCCCGUGGUGUACUCAACCUUGAUGACACACUUGGAGGGGGGGCAAGUGGGCUCGGAGGGUCUCGGGCCCCACAAGAAGUUGAAGUCUACUCACAAUACCACUAUAAUGCACACGUGAAGGCCACCGCCGACACUGUAAUUACAGCAGAGGGGAUUUCUUCACGUGGUGUGAAGCUGUCCAAAUGGAAGGAGGUCACUCGCAUCAUAUAUGCAACAGAGGAUGAUGGCAUACACACCAAGGUUAAGGAAAAGCAUGCAGAGAUACUCACAAAGUGGAAGCAUGAUCAUGAGCUGGCCAAAGCAGGAGCUUUCAAUGAACUGGGGUCGCAUCUGGACCAAAUAUUCCAUCAUCUAUCCUACAAGACAGGGGGACUGAAAUUUACUUGCAUUGCAGGUGGACGUGACCCUCGUACAGGAGAGGUUGUGGUAGUCAAUUUCCACUUGGGAGAAACAGGCACAGGUGCAGAAUUCUCAGCCUGCUAUCCUGGGUUCUCGGAUGUUCAAGUUGCCUAUGCGGAUUUUGUGAAGGAUGCUGUUGCUCACGAUGACAAGAUGCAAUUGCUCAUGAGUGACUCCGAGUUGGAGGCCCUAACAGUCAGCAAGGAUGCAGAUGACUUAGAGUGGAACUUUGAAGACAACAACGGGAACAUCCAUAAUGAUGAGGAUGGACACACAAGUGACCUUACUGAUCAUAUACCCCAGGACUGCCUAGCGACGCUGCAAGCCAUACCCGAUGUUGACCCGGGUACUGGUACUGGUACUCCAACAACUACCGGAGAAUGGUUCAAUGACCACCUUCACACCGAGUCUGAGCCGCUCCUUUUUGAUGACUUUGACCCCUCAGUUCUUGUCCCGUAUGUCAUUGAUCAUAGUGGUGAUACCUAUUUUCCUUCUUCGAAUGAUAUACCAUAUGAAUACCCUGCUUCUGCAUCUGUUCUCAGCAAUUCAUUGCCUAUACAAGACCUUGAUUCAGACUACAUAUACGAUGACAAGCUCGCUUAUUUGUCUCAAGGCUUAGACUUCUCACAUAGUGACAACAGAGCACUCUCAGAGCCCAUUAUUCCACCUCCCAUUGUGCCUUCUGGUGCAGUACUCCCUGAUGAGCUGCCUUGUCUGCCAGCAGUUCCAGACAUGCCACAGGCAGCUACCCCCCAGCCACAAACAACAGUUCCUCAGAUUCUAUCGCCAUCACUUCCAAACGGGACGGCUGGUGGAACUGCCACUGGAACUGCGACUAGCACAUCUGGUUGUCUCGCUUCUUUGGCUGCCGAGCAGCCAAAAGGACCUCGCCAUACCACACGCCAACACGUCCCAUCAAAACGUGAACAGGCACUCAAUGACAUUGGGUCAUCGAAUGCACGUAUCUGCGCUGGAGCAGGAGUUACAAGGGGUAAAGAAAAUGAUGGAUCUAAUUUCACGCCUACGAAGCGUAAGGCCAAGCCCGCCAAUCCACAAGCUAACAAGUGA